Gregarina niphandrodes is the source of this 438-nucleotide messenger RNA. RefSeq names its product putative transmembrane protein. The record is from RefSeq and is a predicted model, not a curated record. The coding region runs from base 1 to 438 and encodes 145 amino acids. NCBI's taxonomy places the organism in Eukaryota, Apicomplexa, Conoidasida, Eugregarinorida, Gregarinidae. The transcript has a single exon.
AUGACGGUGAUCGAGGAGGUGCCCACAACUCAAGAAGACCCAGCGACCCAAGAAGACCCGGAACCCGGCGACUCCAUGUGGACCAUCCUGUCGGAUGCGAUUGAUGAGUGCAUUGGGGUAAAGGGAAGGCCGGAUCGACUGGUGAACUAUUCUUACUUCUUCUUCCUCUGUUUAACUGUCAGUAUUUGCCUGGUGUGGAGCGUAAUUCCAGAUUCAGCGACUCUAGCUCCUGGAGAGUCGAAGCCCGGUCUCAGCCAACUGACUCUCUCACUGAACCAGGAUGCCUUCCUGAACAACGGCUACGUUCUCAAACAUAACACUUGGAUUAUCAAGCUUCUCGUAGGCCUAUUCGCCGCCUGCAUUGUAGCCUUGGUAUUUCUCAUCACCCAUAUUGGCUCGGCCCUCACCAAUGACUUGAAGACCAAGAAAGAGAAGUAA